AUGUCCGCCCCCAACGCCGGCCGCCAGUCCCCUCCCCCCGAGCGCCAAACUGGCGCCCAGCAACAGGACCCCGUUGCUUCAGGACACACCCAGCAUGGCAUCCAUGGUGAUUCCAAGGGAGCCUCCGAGGACACUAAGUUCCAUGGACUCAGUAGUAACCCGAAACAUCCUUUGGAGGAUAUUGAGGCGAAGAAGUUUGCGAAGGGGCCGGGGAAUUAA
Messenger RNA from Aspergillus nomiae NRRL 13137, 219 nucleotides. RefSeq lists its product as uncharacterized. The record is from RefSeq and is a predicted model, not a curated record. Bases 1 to 219 code for a protein of 72 amino acids. The transcript has a single exon. Lineage: Eukaryota; Fungi; Ascomycota; Eurotiomycetes; Eurotiales; Aspergillaceae.